This is a messenger RNA of Megalopta genalis, 2322 nucleotides long. Lineage: Eukaryota; Metazoa; Arthropoda; Insecta; Hymenoptera; Halictidae. The record is from RefSeq and is a predicted model, not a curated record.
AGAUGGCAGCAGGUCCGUGCUCGUCGUGAAGUGACAGCUCGGGAACUGUCAGCGGUAUGCGCACCGCCGCGUUUCUGCUGCAAAUAAGAGUUUUCUAAGGUGACGAAACGACGGGCUGUGAUCCCCGCGUACCGUUCCACACCUCUGAAAAUCGAAUCGGUCCAUGAGAAAAGGUUCCGGCUGUGUAAAACGCGAGACAUUGCACGGAACGGUGGGUGUGCACGCAAGAGGGAACGGCUUGCCGGCUCGGCCAGUCUACUGGAAGAUUCCAUUGUGAGUGGGCUUUCAAAAAGUUUUAUCUCCAGAAAGUUAGUGUUUUUGCGAGUUCUGUGGUUCACCCGUCGAUGAAACCUGUACACCAAGACGUCCCAUGGAUUAACUCGACGACAGUGAACCCCACGGAACCAAGGACAGCCCACCCCAACUGGAAGCACAUUCGGAGAACUCACCAGCGAGGAGCUUGCGUUACGAUGUAAUGAACAAUGUAACACGUUGCCGUUGAAUCAAACAGCAACAACAGCCGCGAGCAGCAACUACUCGUUUUAUUGUUGUAUCCGAGAGCCGGAUCAGUUCAUAAGGAAAGGACUUCCACGUGCCAACGGGUUUAUAUCGCAACGGUUAGUUUCCAUAAAAUCUUAUCGAGAGGCAAAGCUACGAGGCACAGUGGUGUCGACGGGGGACGCCGGGCCCAGUCGAGGGUUAAUUAAACUUAGAAACGAGUGAAAUAUAGACGAGAAAUAUCGAGGCGAAAAGUGAAACGAGAUGUACAGGGAUCCGAACAAUUCCUCGGGAAGCGGCACCUCCACAAAGGGCGACGAGGUCGAGAUCGUUAGCAGAUUUUUAGCGCCUUUAUGCGCUAGAGAUGAGACUGCCAGAAACAUCGCCUUGGCGGCGGCCCGGAACACGGUCGAGGGAUGGCUCGGUGGGGUUGGCAGUCCGAAUCAUUGGGAUGACGCCGGCGAGAUGGAGGACGCCGAGACUGUCGGGGGAAAGUUCAAGAGCCAGGAUGGCAGAUACGACAUGGGGAUCGAGCGGUCGCCGACCAAGUCCGCGCCAAAGAACGUGCAGCCCCUUCAUCCGCAGCAGUUGCUGCAGGACACGUUUAGGACGGAGGGUUUCUUCCCCCAGAGCGUCACUGAGAACCCAGCGUUCCUGGAGGACAGCAGCCUAGAGUGCUCGGAGACGUAUCCGUUGGGCUCGUUCGACUGCGUUGACGGCCGGCUGGUCAACGAGACUAGCUACGGCACCCCGAGCGAUAGGAGACGGUACGACGUGGACAGCUACAGGUCCGGGCACUCAACGUCGUCCGACGAAGGGAAAGGCUUCAAGAUCGAGUCGCAGGACAGGUGCCAGAGGUUCAAGGACACGUCGGAGACGCGUUUCGGCUCGAGCAGCGAGAGCGAGAGAAAGUACAUCGGGUCCUCUUCUAGCGAGAGGCUGAACGACGUCUGUCUGGAGGACAGAUCCAGGACGAAGAACUACGUGAAAGUGAAAGGAGCGAAACAGAAGCAGCUGGAGGAUGACGAGCUGGACUCUGACACUAGGAUCUACGGGAAGAGCCCGAAGUUCGACGACAACUUUGGGGCGAACUUCGACCGUAGGAGCUUGAACUUCUCCCGACCGAAGGGUGACCUGUUGGCACGCGAUCGCAGGUGCUACGACAGCGCGGACGACGUCUCUUUCGACGAGACCGAGAUCACGAUCAGACACCGCGAUGGUGUGGUGUUCAAUACGCUGGACGGGUUUGAGAACGAAAACGCGAACGACAUUUAUCACAGACAACCAGACGAUAACCGCGCCGAGGACAUGAAGUUGGAGAACUUCGAGAUCUAUCCGUGCGACGAGGAGUGUCUCGAUGAUCGUCAGCGUCGUCAGUGUACCGAGCAGCCCCAGGACUAUUUGCGGAAGAACGACGAGAGGAAGUUCAGCGCUGGCCAGAUCAAGAGACCGCUCUCGCAGGACGAGGAUGUCUCUUCGAAAAGCGGCAGGAUCCUCGAGAGCCCAGACGUCACCCCCGGAGACGUCGGCAGGAUGCUCAAUCUCGGGAACGCUCUGGAUGGGCCCAGACAGGCUCAAGCCAACAAGUACUUGAGUCUGGUCACGCUGCAUCUGCCGGUGAUACUCAGGCUCAGCGUCAACUGCCCCUUUCAGAAUGUAAGAAUCAAGUGCGCCGAGAUCCUGGAGAUGGUCAAGGAUAGAGGACUUCCAGUCCCAGUGCCGGCUUUCGAUGGACCUAGCAUCUUCGUUCCUACGUCUGAGGUAAGUACACUUUGCAAUACGUCCUGUAUCUAUUACUAUUUUUAUUAAAUGUUGCAAUGUUUG